Molecule: messenger RNA, 2109 nt
Organism: Helicoverpa zea (corn earworm)
Lineage: Eukaryota; Metazoa; Arthropoda; Insecta; Lepidoptera; Noctuidae
Exons: 13
Coding region: 57-2075 (672 amino acids)
Molecular function (GO): protein binding
Source: RefSeq, a predicted model, not a curated record
CCGGUUCAUGUAAACGCCGGUAGUGUCAAAGCGAGUGCACUACCCAUUGCCGAACUAUGAUUCUCAUUAACUUAGUGUUUGUGUACGUAUCGGCGAUUUUCCUCCAAAAUGCGGCAGGUGAACCGCCGAAGUUUCGAAUUCUGGCACCCGCUUUUGUCUGUCCCAAAGACAAGGAUGCUAUCAUAGACAAGCCGGACAAUACUGUUAUCACUCUGCAGACAGACCCAAGUAUAAGAGUGGAGUUCAACUGGGUGGUGCGCUGGCACCCGCUGGUUGCGCCCACGCAGCGGUUCACUCUCGAGCUCUGGCACGCCGUCAGGGAGCUCGAACUCAAGCUCAAUGGACCCCAGCUGGAGACCAACGUCUUCGUUAUUAAUAAUACUGAACUGCUUCCCGGCGUGAACUACAUAUUCAACGUCACAGCCUCCACAUACAACAAUGACGAGGUGUCAGAACAGUCGUUCAGCAUCGACAACAGCCAGGGAGACAGCAAGCUGCUCAUGGAGGGUCGGUCUGACUUGUUCUCCAUCGUGCUACUGGGGGGACAGGUCACGUAUGCCGAUAUAGACUUCGUGCUCGAAGCUGAGGUUACUUCGUGUUAUAGGAGCCAUGACUAUUAUUUUGUGUGGACAGUAACGAGUGCUCAUCACAACGUGGCCGUGUCAGACGUGAAGGGCUCCCGGCUGCUCAUCCGCGCCGGCACCCUCACUCCUGGACUAUCCUAUGACGUCCUCUGUCAAGUGUACAAGUUCUCUAACGGGGAGUUUAUCACACAGGGUAGUCUGCCAUUCCGUGUGCUACAUAGAGGUCUGAGUGUGAACUUCAAUGUUGAGAUGUUGGUGGUAUCUAUUGAAACUCCUUUCAAACUAUACACGGAUCUCAAUAAGCUGGAUUACUUGGAUGAUGGGAUGACUAUAGCUUGGGAAUGUACAUUCGGCGGAGAGCCAGUCGAUACAUUCUACGAGACUGAUGACGAAGGGACGCUGUCCUUCCCAUCGGGACUGUCUUACGUGGGCGAGUACCUUAUAUCGUUGACAGUGAAUGUCGCGGGCCAGACUGCAGGAGAUCAAGUUAUAGCUCGCGUGAAUACCGUCGAAACCAAUCUGCCUGUUAUCAGGAUGUACCAAAUGUUCCGAAUUCUGAACGAAGGCAGCGUAGUGACAAUGAGGGCUAACGUAAGCAACAUGGUGCCAGGGUGCUCCGUCAUUUGGUACUUCAAGAGCCAACACUGCUUAGUGUCAGAGUUCUCAACUGCCACCGACAUCUGCGUUGAUAAUGAGCACGGCUCACCAAUAUCGGCGCCGGUAAACUUUUAUUCCCUCGAAGAGAACUUUUUGAGCGAGCUGACAGAUUACACCAACGAGACUGGCUGGAGAUCUGUUUACGCGAAUGUGGAAGCCGCUGCGGGUAGAGUGAGGGUAGUAGCCGAGUGUAAGUGUCAGGAGACGAAGAAAGAAGACAACUGUACUGCUGAGGGAGAGGUUUAUGCUGAUGUAAUAUUCAGUCUGAAUGAGAGACCACAAGUUAGUUAUGUGCUGGUGAUUCCAGAUGAAGGGACAGCAAUGGAAACACUAUUCCGGCUCAGCACGCGUCCCGUGGUGGACGAGAACAUUCCUCUGCGUUACUCCUUCUACUGCAACUUGAACAACAAUGAAACACUACUCAUGGGGACCUUCCUCGAGCACACCGCUGUUGAAGUUCUGUUGCCUUAUGUUGAGGGUGGUACAUUUGUGUGGGUGGAGGUGUGUGACUCGUUGGGCGCUUGUACCACUAGUGGGACAACUCUAGUGCCGAUGUUGCCCGGGAAGGCGCGCACGGUAGACACGGUGCUGGAGGAUGCGCGCGCGCAUCUCAGGCGGUGCGAGCUGAUGAUGCUGAGGAGGCUGGCUGCGGCUGCUGUUGUUACUUAUACUAAUGCCAGCCAAGAAGAGUCCCUCGCAAAGUUUACAACAGCCUUACUAAACGCGCUAGGAGGCAUCGACGACCGCUGCAUCGAGACCAACUAUGACGACUACACUGACUUCAUGUCCUGGCUGCAGAAUGCUGCCGGCACUGACACCGCCAAGUUCAUGUAGUGCACCUUGAGGAAUAAAUAGUCUUCAAAUAGAA